AUGUCCCGUUUCACCCAAGUCGUCGGAGGUGCUUUCAAAUUCAGCGAUGGAUACGAAAUGCCAAAAGUUGGACUAGGAAUCUCUCGGAUUCCAACUCAAGAGGCCCUUGAUGUAUCCGUAGAAGCUGCUUUGAAAUCCGGAUACCGAUUGUUUGACACUGCUAAUUUAUACAAAAAUGAGCAUUGUCUUGGAAACUCACUCAAGAAAUAUCUGCCAGUGUUUGGUCUAACUCGGGAAGACGUUUUCAUCACCACAAAAGUUCGCACUGUGAACGAGAAUACAGUUGAGGAAACUGAAAAACAACUUGCCAAUUCGUUGUCUUCACUUCAAACAGAUUACAUCGAUCUUCUUUUGGUACAUUAUCCACGCGAUCGUGAUACUGGACAUGACGAUGACUAUGAAAUCAACAAAAAUAGAAGAAAGAUUGUAUGGCAAUAUCUUGAAAAGGCACAGGAAUUGGGAAAAGUGCGAUCGAUUGGAGUCUCCAACUAUGAAGUGUACCAUCUUGUUGAAAUGUUUGAGUAUUCGAAAGUCCGUCCAGUGCUGAAUCAAUAUGAAUACCAACCAUAUCUAACUCGCCCAACUCUCAAAAAAUUCUGUGAUCUGAACAACAUCGUCGUCCAAUCUUACUCUUCUCUCUGUUGGGGAAAUCAGGAGAUUCUUCAAGAAGAAGCUCUUCUCCAACUCUGCCAGAAGUAUAAUCAAACACCACAAGCCAUUCUCUACGCAUUUGCCUACUGUAGCAAUACAUCUAUGAUUCCAAAAUCAGCAACACCUUCCAGAAUUCAUGACAACUUGCAUAAUACUAUUCAAGUUCAAUUGACCGAGGACGAUCUGAAAUCCCUCAGAGCUUUAGACAAAGGAAAAUCGUUCCCACAAAAAGGAAAAACUUGGAGAUGUUUAUAG
Messenger RNA from Caenorhabditis briggsae, 906 nucleotides. Lineage: Eukaryota; Metazoa; Nematoda; Chromadorea; Rhabditida; Rhabditidae. Bases 1 to 906 code for a protein of 301 amino acids. Gene Ontology annotation, molecular function: oxidoreductase activity. The record is from RefSeq and is a predicted model, not a curated record. The transcript has 5 exons.